This is a messenger RNA of Cornus florida, 3398 nucleotides long. RefSeq lists its product as uncharacterized. The transcript has 2 exons. The coding region runs from base 2630 to 3349 and encodes 239 amino acids. Lineage: Eukaryota; Viridiplantae; Streptophyta; Magnoliopsida; Cornales; Cornaceae. The record is from RefSeq and is a predicted model, not a curated record.
CCUUUCCAAAACCCGAAUUUUUUAUUAAUUUUUCUCUCUUCCUUCAUUUUAUUUUUUUAUUUUUUUUAUUUUUUUCUCUUUCUCUUUCCCUUUCUAACUCUCGGUCUUCAUUCUUCUCUUCUAUCUCCCCGAAUCUCAAACCCUCUCAAAAUAUCACAAACCCUUUCUCUUAAUCUCUCACCUUCUCUCAAUCCCCUUCACCAAUCUCCCUCUCUCGGAAGCACCAAGACCCCCUUCGUCCACCUCAACCUUCGGCGAAUGCCAAAGGAGAGUCCAAGUGCCGCCAUCCUCCAUAGAAUCCGGUGAGAACUCUUGGCCAAGGGCCGAGUUCGUUCACCUAUCCUACUUGGAUUCCUCUCUAUUUUCUCUAUCCUUCUCUUCUCUGGCCGAUUUGGGCCAAGGAGAAGCCGAAUCAUUUACAGCGACGGGCGACCCUCUGCGAUUUUCGGCGAGGCUCCGGUCGUCGCAUCUGGCCACGGUUAGGCCAGAAUUCUUUGUUUUAUCCCGAAUCUCUCUUUUUCCGUCUCCUCUUCUCAUUUUUGAGUCGGAUGUAGCAUAGACAAAAGACUCUUGCCAAAAAAAAGAGUAGCCAGAGCUACACAACUUCCUCUAUCUUCAGCAGAGGAGCCAUCUUCAUUGUUUGAGGCUACUGCAUCUGCAUUUGCAUCUUUAAAGCCAUAUUUCAUGGAGGCUCAAGGUCCCAUUGUCAGGGGAGUGCCUAUUCUUUAUUUCUCUGGUAGGAAAUUAGAGCCAAAAUUUAGAUUUGACAGGGAGUUGUUUGCUGGGUCAGAGCAGACAGAGUGGUCAUUUGCAGAGCUCAGUCGUAGGGGCAUAUAUGCUGUCAUGACUUUGGCAGAUAUUACAAUUUAUCCCCAGUUGGUUGCCUUAUUUUUCCAGCACCUCCGAAUGGAAGAGGAUGGCCGCCAGUUGAUGCAUACAACCAUAAAUGGUCAAGACAUUGAUAUUUCUAUCCCUGCCAUUACUGCCGCCUGCCGUUGUCCCCAUCUCUCACCAAUGGUCGCUGACUCUGAGGAUCCACUUUAUUUGAUCAUUCCAUCUUACCCUACUGAGAUGACCAUGGUUGUUACACUCUCUUUACAGGCUACCUACGAAGACAAUAUAUUUACAGACCGGGUUGAUAUUGAUCCCCAUUACUGGUUCUUGGAUUUUGUACUGCACCUCUAUGCCUUUCCUUCUGGCCAUGGUAUAAAGAGGCGAAAGGGGAUUCUGAAUGCCCAAUACAGUUUAAGUCAGGGCUGCUAGAUAUCCAUUCCUACUCUCAUCUGGGAGAUCAUCCACAAGUAUUGGGAAAAUAUAAUCUUCGAGCACAAUUUCAAAGCCGAUACUUGGCCUUUACCAUUUAGCCAUUUGAUUACACACCUAUUGAUUGACCAGGGCUAUUCAUUUAACCUAGGCCUAUAGAGCAAAGAGAGAAGAGGGUGUAUGACAAGAAGCAAUGGACCAAGACUGUGAAGACUUGCAUUUUUAUCAUUUUCCGGACAUGUUGGCAUUCAUGCAUUUUAUUUUAUUUUAUUGUCGAAAAUUAUGAUUUAUUUUGCAAAUGUGUUUAAUUUAAAUUAAAUUUCAUUUGUUUAUUUCAUAAAGUGCAUUAUGGACUUUUUGUUUUACAAAUGGUAUAUAUGGUGUUUAAUUAUUUUAUAAAGGGCAAAGGUGACUUUUAUUAGGCAAAUGGCAUAAUUGACGUUUAGAAAUAAUGGGAGGACUUUUUGGUCAUUUUGCUUGGUCUUGCAUUUGACUAAUUGUGAGCAUGACACAUGGAGGUUCACAUGGCCAUAUAUUGUGUGUGUGUGAUGACUUGUGUAUAGCAUUGAGGGAGAUAGACAUAAAAACAAUUCAGCAGAAACCAAUUUUGUGCAUUUGGCUUCUUCUUUAUAGUCACUUUUAUAUUGCUCCAUUUGAGGUCUUUGUGUUAGGAAUUUGAGAGGGGUGUGUGAAUGAAAAAGGUUCCUAAGGGAGAGAGAGAGCUUCCUUGUGGUUAAGAGUUGUGCACAGUUUAUUAAUUCUGGGUUGUCAAAAAGGGUGUUGAAAGAAGAGGUGAGGGUGUAUUUUAUGAAGGAAAGUGUUCUUCACCUUCUAGUUGCUGAUUUUGAUCCAUUUUUGGUGUGGUUUUGAACCUUGAGGUAAGAUUGUCUAACCCUCAAUUCAUUUGCCUUUAGUGAGUUAAUCUCUUUAAAUUUUUGAGUUGCAAAGCUUAUGCAAACAAAAUUGAAAUUCUGUGAUGCUGAAAUUGUUAGGUUGAAUUACGUGCAACUGUUUUGCUCAAAUUGAUGUAAAUUCGUAAUUGAUCUUUCAGAGAUGAUUUGGUGUUAUGAUAAUAUAGUUAAUUAGCUUUCAUUGAGAAUUGGUUUCACUUAAAUUGGUUGAGAAAUGAAUUUAUUAUGAAUUUUUAAAGUUAGAGUGUUCUUGUUGGAAAUUCUGGGUUGGGGCAGUUUCUGUUCGAGUUUUUCUUAUCAAACCUGUUUUAGAUGGUAUGGUAUUUUGAUGAAAUAAAAUUUUAUCUUAAAAAUAUAGUCUUUGAACUUUAUUUCUCUUCACUCUAAGGCAACCAGUUCCUUUUAGGGCGACACAUACCUGCUAGGUUUUGUAACCUGUAAGGGGAGACUUCACCAUGGAGGAGGGUCAAUCCUCCUCCCCAAUACCUCCGGCAAUAGUUCCAAGCCGGAACCCUAACCCCAGUAAACCUAAAUAUAGUAGUUUUUUCGAUGAAUCCCAAGCUUCUUUUAAGAACCUGCAAUAUCAUCCAGAAUGCCGAGGCACCAAGGUUUCCAUCACGAAUGAAGAUGUGGCUGAGGAAGUGGCAUAUUGGCGAUCAUCUGUUAUUGGAUAUGUCAUGGGAAAAAAAUCGUACUAUCCAUAUUUUAAAAAUUUUGUGGAGAAAUACUGGUCCAAAGAUUUCACUUUAGUUUAUCUUAAGGAUGGAUUUUUUAUGGUGCAAUUCAAGACUGAUGAUGAUGUUCAGAAAGUGCUAUCCAGGAUACAUACAUUUGAAGGAUGGCCAAUUGAGCUGGAGAAUGAAGAAAAAGGUGAAUUGAAAUCACAAAAAGCUACUAGUGAAGAGAUUAUAAGAUCUUCUGAUAAGGAGCAAGAUAAUUUAGAGGGGCUGGAAGAUAUAAGGGACAAUGUAGCUAUUGAUAAGGGAACUACGAAUAAAGAGCAAUGUAAUAAAUUGGUUAGCAGUGGGGCUAUUGAAAUUGAUUCUCAAGGAGGGGGUAAAUCAAGACCAAGAAAGAAGCCUUUUAUCCCACAUUCAGACAGACUGACCAGAGGUAAACUUGUUGGCAGUGGUGUUGGUAUUUAUAUGCCCUGGCAUAGCAAAUUCCUAUUUUGAUUAAAGUGACAUAAGUUCCUGACGUUUCUGAAAUAUUUAUGUUUUAUAC